This is a messenger RNA of Oldenlandia corymbosa var. corymbosa, 2844 nucleotides long. NCBI's taxonomy places the organism in Eukaryota, Viridiplantae, Streptophyta, Magnoliopsida, Gentianales, Rubiaceae. The record is from the annotation of a GenBank genome assembly.
UGCUGAUCACAUUUUGUGUCUCCUUUUUGUUUUCGGAAAUGUAAAAAGCUGGAAAGAAAAACCCGGAAAAAUCCCAUGGAAAGCAUAGGAAAUAAUAGUGCAGUUAAUGAAAUAUUCAUUAAGUAAUUGUACUCAACACGCUUCCAAUCUCCAAGUAAUCUGAAAUUAAAAUUGUUAGGCUCGUUCGUUGGUUGAAAGCUAUAGAACAUAGAUAAGACAUCAUUACACAUAGUCAUUAACAUCAGACUCUUCAAAUUCGCCCCUCCUCAUCAUCUAUUCUAUAAUGGUGGAUACUGGAUUCCCAAGAUCUCAUUUGAUGACCAUUUUCAGUUCAGAAUGGCAUUAAUAAUUUCUCGAGAACCUUUUUGUGUUUAACCCAGUUUGAGAAACUUGACAAAAUGUCAUUUCACAGUCUUUAUCUGAGCCGAUUUCAGAGGGUUUCUUUAGAGUAGGAAGACUCCCUUUUUCCUCUUCUUCUUCUUCUUCUUCUUCUUCAACAAACAGAAAAGGAAAAUAACCAAAAAAAAAAAAAAAACCACCCGAAGCCCUUGUAAAAAAUCAGAGAACCCUGUUAAUGAAAAACAGGGAAAUGGGGUCUUUGAACAAGUUUUCUGAAGCUUUGGGGACAUUUGAAGCGAAGAAAGAGAAAUUCGAGGAGAGGAUGAAAGUGGUGAUGUUUGAAUGUGAUGAAGUUGAAGACCAUUAUCAAGUGAUGCACAAAUUUUCAAGCGGGUGUCUUGAUGAAAUUGGUUCCCGAAAGAGAUAUUUGGAGUCGGUGAAAGAAUCGAUUAUGCAACAGGUUUCUCAAGUGUUUGCUCCAAAGAAGAGGUCGAUUGAGGCGGGGUUAAAUAGAUUAGAGGAGAAAGAGAAAAGGGUGAAAAGGGCUUUGCAGAAAGUAGAAAUGGGGACUGUGCAAUAUGAGAAACUGAAGGAAUCUGUUGACAAUCAGCUGUAUUAUGUUCUGAAGAAAGAGAAGGAGCUUCAAAGUCGUUUUGAUGAGAUGACAAGAAUCCAGGGUGAAAUGGAGAAAAUGAAGACCGAGCUUGACCUAAAGGAGAAAACUUUAAGGUGUUUAAAGGACGAGAAUGAUGAAAAAGAGAAGAAUUUGGAAUCGAGGGUAAAAGAGAUUGAUGAAAUGGAACGAAAUUUGGAGACAAAGAAACAAGGAAUCGAUUCUGAAGAGAAAAGAAAGCUUACUGAACUUGAUCUGCAAGAGAGGAUCUUGUUGAUGAGAGAAAAGGAGCUGAACACCCGAGAAAAUGAGGUGGUUUUCAAUCAGAAACUAUUGCAGGAGAAGUUGUUUCAGGUUGACUCAAAAGAGAAGAAUUUGGGCCUGAGGGUUGCUAAAGUUGAGGAGAUGGAACGCCAUUUGGAGAGGAAGCUACAAGAAAUUGGUUCAAAGGAGAAGAUACAGGGGUCUAAGUUCACUGAGCUUGAUUUGAAGGAGAGGUUUUUAAAGGUAAAAAUAAAGGAGCUACAGAUCAGAGAACAGGAAGUUGCUGCGAAAGAGAAUAUGGCCAGAAGGAAUACAGCUUGUCUUGCUAAUGUAGAGAUCAGCGUGGAAGAAAGUAGCAGGAACCGUGCUAAAGCUCUGGAUCUUCAAAUAUCAGGUACAAAUAAUAGGUCACAAGCACAGGUGCCUGAAGAUAUAAUAGUUCUUGAUCCUGAGCCUAGUCCGAAUUUAAUUUGUCCAGUAGCUCCCAACCCUGUUGCCCAUCUUAGUUCCAGUACUGCUGAGAAAGGAAGACUAACAAGGAACUUCAGUGUUGGGGAAAUUUGGACGUGUUUUGCGAUGGAUAAUUUGCCUAGAAUUCAUGCCCAGAUCAUUAACAUUAUAAACACAGGUGCAGACAUUAAGCUUGCAGCUGUUUGGUUGAAACCUCGUCCAGUGUAUAAAGGUGAGGAGCAGUGGGUAGCCAACGGCUUGCCAGUAUGUUGUGGUAUGUUUGAACAUGGGAGUGCCACGGUUUUAUCUCCCACCAGUUUUUCUCAUAAAACUUUAUGCACUGGAAUUCAACCUUGGAUAAUAUUUCCUAGUGAAGGAGAUAUUUGGGCUAUGUACAAGGACUGGGAUCUUAUCAGAUGGGCUUCUCAUCCAGAAAUACAUAAACAUUGCCAGUAUGAAUUCGUGGAGAUUCUGCCAUAUCCUGUCAUCAACUCUUCAUUUGUGGGCAUUAGAGUCGCUCACUUGGACAAAGUUGCGGGAUCUGUGACAUCAUUUAAGCGAAGGAGACAGAACGAUGGGGAUUCAUUUCUUAUCAUGCCUGAUUGUUUAUACAGAUUCUCGCAUAAAGUUCCAUCCAUUAAGAAGGCUUUUCCUGGUGUGAAUGGUAUUUCUGACUGCACUUUUGAACUUGACCUGAAUUUUCAAUUCUGUCGUGGUCUGCAGCACCAAGUUUUGUGGUAAGGUUGCAUGUCUUCAUAUUAUUUUGGCUAAUGAAGUUAACCUUCAAGUUGGCAUCCAACUCGAAGCCGUGUAAACUUGUUAUGCUCCUUUACAAUUGGAAUCUAAAUCCAGCAACUGUGUAGCGCUUGUAUUCAUUAGUUAGCUGUAUAAUUUGUAGUUUGUGAAUUGCCGGAUAAUUGGUUACCUUUGUGGCUCGAAAUUUUUAGCAACUUUCUAGUUGAUCAUUGUUUUUUGGUAUUCUUUUCUGCCUUUUGCUUCAACACUAUGCUUAGAAGACUCAUUUACUGGAUGCGAAUUCAUCAAAUUUGGAAUGUUCGGAUAAUAUUGCACAGUCCAUUGUAUUCAAAUUUGGAGUUUCUCCUGGUAGAUCUCAGUGCAUUGGUAGAUCAGGGCUUUAUCCUACAGCUACAAUUGUUUCUUCAGAUAGUUAAUUUGGG